CUCCCCCAUCCUCUCCCUUGUGGUUCUAGAUCCACUCCUCCCCGUGCUCACUGCUCAUCCGCGAACAGGUUGAGCGGGGACGCCGUGGAGGGGCGAGGGGGAGCCAGAUUGAGCCAUGGCCUCCUCCUGGGUUCUUGCCCUGGUUCUUGCGCUGUCGGCAGGCGCAAGCCUGGCGCGUGGCUCAGAGCCGUGGUGGAACGAGACACAGGUGUACGCCACCACCGCCAACUCCGGUGGCGGCAACGGCGUCUUCGUCGGCCUCACGCUCAUCCAGUCGGCGGCGGCCAAGGGAGCGGUGUGCUUGGAUGGAAGCUUACCAGGUUACCACCUCCACAGAGGGUUUGGAUCAGGAGCAAACAGUUGGCUCGUCAAUCUCGAGGGUGGAGGCUGGUGCAAUGAUCGCAGCAGCUGUGUGUUCCGCAAGGGCAGUCGUCGUGGAUCAUCAAAUCACAUGGAGAGGCAACUCCAGUUUACAGGGAUAUUGAGUAACAAACCUGAAGAGAAUCCCGAUUUCUACAACUGGAAUAGAGUGAAGGUCCGGUACUGUGAUGGUGGAUCUUUCACUGGUGAUGGCUCUGAUGCGGCUGCAGGCCUUUAUUUCCGAGGUCAGCGCAUUUGGCAGGCCGCUAUGGAUGACCUAAUGGCCCAAGGAAUGCGUUAUGCUAAUCAGGCCCUUCUUUCUGGAUGCUCUGCCGGUGGUGUUUCUACCAUACUUCACUGUGAUGAAUUCCAUGGAUUGUUUCCCUCGAAUACCAGAGUCAAAUGCCUAGCUGAUGCUGGAAUGUUUCUUGACACUGUUGAUGUUUCUGGCCGUCGGGAAAUGAGAUCCUUUUUCAAUGGCAUUGUGAGAUUGCAGGGUUCUGGAAGAAGCUUGCCUAGGUCUUGCACCUCACACAUGGACAAAACCUCGUGCUUUUUCCCCCAGAAUGUGUUGCCAACCAUCCGAACCCCAACUUUUGUUUUGAACACUGCCUAUGACGUGUGGCAGCUUCAACAAAGUGUGGCCCCUAGAACAGCUGAUCCCCAAGGUCUUUGGUCAAAGUGUAGGACGAACCAUGCCUUCUGUAAUAGCAACCAGCUCCAGUUUUUGCAAGGGUUCAGGAACCAGAUGCUUGAUGCCGUGAGGGGUUUCUCUGCAUCAAGGCAAAAUGGUCUGUUCAUCAACUCAUGUUUUGCUCAUUGCCAGAGCGAGAGACAGGAUACUUGGUACGCGAACAACUCGCCACGUCUUGGUAACAAGAAAAUCGCUGACGCUGUUGGGGACUGGUUCUUCGAGAGGGGGAACGCCAAGUACACAGACUGCCCAUACCCUUGCGAUGGCACUUGCCAUCACCUUGUGUUCAGGGGAGACCACUAAGAUCAUUCUUCAGCACCAACAAAUUCAUCAGAUGGUACAAGGAUCAAACCCCAAUGGGUACAGAAUGGAAAACAGGAUAUAGAUACAGAUAAGGUGCAAGUGGUCGGCUUGCCCAUGUUUGUUCAUCAGUGAGUCAUAUGAUUGAUAGUGCGAGGACCUCACCCGCGAACGCGCGGAGGAGGCCUCUGCAUUAGAUUCACAUACCGUCAUGAUAUCGAUUAUUUUCAUUGGAAAAGCGUCCAUGAUUACGUACCAGAACAAUUGAGUUACAUACUCAUUUCGUGUACUGUAUUAAUAACACUAGAACGUUACAUAUUCAUUUGUCCUGAAGAUCGUACU
Molecule: messenger RNA, 1696 nt
Organism: Zea mays
Lineage: Eukaryota; Viridiplantae; Streptophyta; Magnoliopsida; Poales; Poaceae
Exons: 12
Coding region: 116-1357 (413 amino acids)
Biological process (GO): cell wall organization
Cellular component (GO): plant-type cell wall
Molecular function (GO): pectin acetylesterase activity
Source: RefSeq, marked provisional